Schistocerca serialis cubense is the source of this 900-nucleotide messenger RNA. RefSeq lists its product as uncharacterized. Bases 1 to 900 code for a protein of 299 amino acids. The record is from RefSeq and is a predicted model, not a curated record. The transcript has 7 exons. NCBI's taxonomy places the organism in Eukaryota, Metazoa, Arthropoda, Insecta, Orthoptera, Acrididae. Gene Ontology annotation, cellular component: extracellular matrix.
AUGCCACCAAAAUAUUAUUACAGCAGCAAGUUGAUGUUCAUCCUGCAUGUCGUAUUAAGAUCUCAGCUGGAGACCGGCAACGUACAGCUGAUAGCCUACCUUCGCCUGCCAGUAAAUGCUGUCAGGAAUGCUUGUACAGAUACAGUUGUAGUGGACACGGACAGCCCUGCUCGAGACGGGAAUGGAACUGAGCGAGGCUGGCUGUGCCGAGAUAAGGCGCGGAGGCCGCGCGCCCUUCUCUCGCUGCGCUGUCGCCGUCGGCACCACUCGCUGGCCACCUCCGCCUCCGUCGACAUGAAAUUCGCCGUGGUCGUCGUCCUCGUGCACGAGAUCAUCUACGACUACGUGGCGCCGCCCCAGUACCGCUUCGACUACGCGGUGCGCGACGGCCACACGGGCGACGCCAAGACGCAGUGGGAGCACCGAGACGGCGACCGCGUCACCGGCGCCUACUCGCUGGUCGACGCCGACGGCACGACCCGCAUUGUCGAGUACACGGCCGACGAUCACAACGGCUUCCAGGCGGUCGUGAAGCGCGUCGGUCACCCCGCGCCGCCGCCCCCCCGGCACCAUUCACCGGGCACCUCCACCGCUGCCGUCAUGAAAUUCGCCUUGGCCGUCGUCCUCGUGGUGUGCGCAGCGGCCGCCGCCCACCACGAGAUCAUCUACGACUACGUGGCGCCGCCCCAGUACCGCUACGACUACGCGGUGCGCGACGGCCACACGGGCGACGCCAAGACGCAGUGGGAGCACCGCGACGGCGACCGCGUCACCGGCGCCUACUCGCUGGUCGACGCCGACGGCACGACCCGCAUCGUCGAGUACACGGCCGACGACCACAACGGCUUCCAGGCGGUCGUGAAGCGCGUCGGUCACCCCGCGCCGCCGCCCCCGCAGUAG